Molecule: messenger RNA, 1650 nt
Organism: Ornithorhynchus anatinus (platypus)
Lineage: Eukaryota; Metazoa; Chordata; Mammalia; Monotremata; Ornithorhynchidae
Gene: EFEMP2
Product: EGF containing fibulin extracellular matrix protein 2
Exons: 11
Coding region: 117-1442 (441 amino acids)
Molecular function (GO): calcium ion binding
Source: RefSeq, a predicted model, not a curated record
GGGGGCGGCCGCUUCCUGGGGCCUCUCGUCCAGGGAACGGAGCCGUCCGCCUCCCCCAGGCCCCGACCCCCAGCCCCAGCCCGGGGGGCUCCCACCGGGACCGCCAAACCCUCAAAAUGCCCCCCUUCGCCUCCUGCCUCGCUCUGCUGCUGGUGCUCCGCGUGGCAUCUCCCCAGGAGCCCGAGGAUCCGGACAGUUACACGGAAUGCACAGAUGGGUACCAGUGGGACACGGAGAGCCAGCACUGUAAGGAUGUGAACGAGUGCGAGACCAUCCCCGAGGCCUGCAAGGGGGAGAUGAAGUGCAUCAACCAUUACGGGGGCUACCUGUGCCUGCCCCGCUCCGCGGCCGUCAUCAACGACGUCCACGGCGAGGGGGCCCCUCCGCCCCGGCCCCCCGGCCCCGCCGCCCCCGGCCCGCUCUCCCCCAACAACUGCCAGCAGGGCUUCCAGCCGGAUGAGGACGACAACUGUGUGGACACGGACGAGUGUGAGCUGGACCUCCACGACUGCCGGCCCAGCCAGCAAUGUCACAACCUGCCCGGCUCCUUCCACUGCUCCUGCCCCGACGGAUACCGCAAGAUCGGCCCCGAGUGCGUCGACAUCGACGAGUGCCGCUACCGUUACUGCCAGCACCGCUGCGUCAACCUCCCCGGCUCCUUCACCUGCCAGUGCGAGCCGGGCUUCCAGCUGGGCCCCAACAACCGCUCCUGUGUGGAUGUGAACGAGUGUGAGAUGGGGGCCCCCUGCGAGCAGCGCUGCUUCAACACCUACGGCACCUUCCUCUGCCGCUGCAAUCCCGGCUACGAGCUGCACCGCGACGGCUUCUCCUGUAACGACAUAGAUGAAUGCGGCUACUCCAGCUACCUCUGCCAGUUCCGUUGCCUCAACGAACCAGGCCGUUUCUCCUGCCACUGCCCCCAGGGCUACCAGCUGCUGGGCACCCGGCUCUGCCAAGACGUCGAUGAGUGCGAGUCCGGUUCCCAUCAGUGCACCGAGGGACAGAGCUGCGUCAACUUUCACGGGGGCUACCGCUGCGUGGACACCAACCGCUGCCUCGAGCCUUACGUCCAGGUGUCAGAUAACCGCUGCUUGUGUCCGGCUUCCAACCCUCUGUGCCGCGAGCAGCCGUCCACCAUCGUCCACCGCUACAUGAGCAUCACGUCCGAGCGCAGCGUCCCCGCUGACGUCUUCCAGAUCCAGGCCACCUCCGUCUACCCCGGGGCCUACAACGCCUUCCACAUCCGCUCCGGCAACCCCCAGGGGGACUUCUACAUCAGGCAAAUCAACAACAUCAGCGCGAUGCUGGUCCUGGCGCGACCGGUGACGGGCCCUCGGGAGUUCGUGCUGGACCUGGAGAUGGUGACCAUGAACUCGCUCAUGAGCUACAGGUCCAGCUCCGUCCUCCGGCUCACCGUCUUCGUGGGGGCCUACGCCUUCUAACCUGCAGGGGUGGGGCCGGGGGGCUGCCCCGGGGGAGGAGGGGGCGCCGGCCUGCCCUGCCUCAGAUCUCCCCCACCCCAAACUCCGGAGGGAACAGGGCCCUGCCCCCACCCUUCCACACCGGGGCUGGGGCUGACAGUCGGAGCCAUUCAACAAGCUGCAACGGAACUGAGAAAAGAGAAAGGAAAUAAAAAAAGAGAAAAAGCCA